Molecule: messenger RNA, 1759 nt
Organism: Gadus chalcogrammus (walleye pollock)
Lineage: Eukaryota; Metazoa; Chordata; Actinopteri; Gadiformes; Gadidae
Product: myeloid-associated differentiation marker homolog
Exons: 1
Coding region: 301-1146 (281 amino acids)
Cellular component (GO): membrane
Source: RefSeq, a predicted model, not a curated record
UCGGGAUGAGUACACGCCAUCAGGUUUCCAUUCCGGCACACCUUUCCUCAACACGACGAGUCUUAAGAAAGAACUAAGAAAAGUAAUCGAUGUUUUAAGGCAAUUCCCAAGAAAGAAGAAGAGGACAGGACAGGAGCUGGAUGAGUACCCGCAGGGAUAUGAGGAGUUUGGAGUUCCAUGUGGAAUGAAGAUAUGUUAGAAGACACCUGAGGGAGAGACUAGAUCUACAGAGACAGUGUAGAGGGGAGAGCUCAAUACAAGGUCAGCGCAUUCGCUUGGGACAUCAACGAGCAGCUGACGAUGAACGUGUCGGUGCGGUCGCUCACUGAUCCGGUGGGUAUUUUGCGCAUUGUGGCGCUCGUCCUGACCUGCAUGUCCUUUGGACUCGUGGCAUCAGUUGGGGUCACUGCGUCGGAGUCUUCCUACUGGGCCUGGUGCAUGUUUACCUGGUCCUUUUGUUGCUUUUUCACCCUCGCCAUCCUCAUCUUAGAGUUCACUACGCUCAGUGACAAGGUGCCGGUGUCCUGGGAGGACUUCACCACCGCCUUCGCCAUGCUGGCCGCCCUGAUGUGCCUGGCAGCGUCUGCCAUCUACCCCGCCUUCUUCACCUGCAGCACCUGCCCCCGGCAGAUAGGCGCCACAGUCACCUCGUGGUUCUGUUUCUUAACAUACGGCGCCGAGGUGGUGCUGACCCGCUUGCGGCCCCGCGGGCAGAUCAGCGGCUUCCUGUCCACCGUUUCAGGUCUCCUGAAGAUCCUGGAGACCUUUGUGGCCUGCAUAAUCUUCACCUCUCUGGACCCCGCAAAGUUCUCCGGGUCUCCGGGCCUGCAGUGGUGCGUGGCGGUCUACUGUAUGUGCUUCAUAUGGUCUCUGCUCAUCAUCCUGCUGACGAUUGGACGGCUGCUCUCGUACUUCCCGGUGUCCUUCGAGAUGGUGGUGACUGUGUCCAACGUGCUGGCGGCGAUGAUGUACAUGACUGCCAUGGUGAUCUGGCCCUUGUACGGCUUUCAAGGGAAUCUCAACGACAGUGCCCUGUGGAACAAGCUGCUCGUGGUCACCUUUAUGUCCAUUUUUAACUUCAUUGUCUACACCGUCGACAGUGUUUUCUCCAUACGCAUGGUGUUCUGGCCUCAAGCCUCAAGUUAGGACGGAAUACACCAUUCAUCAAACACAUGGGGGACACCUGACAUGGUACACAACCUUUGAAGGUAGUCCUCGGGCCAUGGACAUUUCUCGUUAUUUAUUCCUAAUACUAUAAUUCAAAAUACUACACAAAAAUAUUAGAUUCCUUUAGCUAUUUUAUGAAGUUGGAGCACUUUUAUUUUGAAAUGAUGCAGACAAUAGAGACACUUCGACAAUGAUUCUUUCUGCGAAUUUAUUAUCAAUAUACCAAUUAACCUUUGAAUUGAUGCAGACGACAUACCGACCGAUGAAGGUGUAUCCCAAGAACGCUGAGUGCAUUGUUAUGUUAGAACCUGAUACACCAGAACUGUUCCAUUCUGAUGCCUUGAUUUAGUUAAUACAGCUCGUCCUAAUCCAGGGUGACCAAAUCAUAUGAAUUACUUCCUGUGUGUCUUGAAAAGGAUCCAUUUAAAACCCAUUUAGUAUCAAAUAUUAACAUUUGUAUAGAAAUAGCUUGCUUGUAAAAGUUGGUAGCUAUCUACAUGCCGGUAUUCUAUUCGUUCCUUUAAUCAUAGCUUGUCUCAGUGCUUUUCAAACACUGUGAUUGAAUACAUUUGACCAAUAAAUAAAUAAUGAA